Molecule: messenger RNA, 189 nt
Organism: Gloeophyllum trabeum ATCC 11539
Lineage: Eukaryota; Fungi; Basidiomycota; Agaricomycetes; Gloeophyllales; Gloeophyllaceae
Exons: 2
Coding region: 1-189 (62 amino acids)
Source: RefSeq, a predicted model, not a curated record
AUGCCCACAAUUAAUCUCGACACAGUACAAAUCAAGCCUCCAUUAGACAACGAAGUACCGGCGGUGCCGCAAAUGUUGAUGGAUGCCGCCCACAUCGUUCCUUCGUCCCUCAAUAACUUCAACGAGAAGAGCUCGGGGACCACGGUUAUACUCGGGAUAUGCUUCGUUCCUGGAAGAAAGUCGACAUAG